ACUUCGGCGUACAACUUGAUCGCUUUACUUGGAUUUUGGAUCCUUCUCGUCAAUUGGCAACGAUUUAAGGAAGACAUGGCAAACGUUCUUUUCUUAAAUUUUAAUAAAUGUCUGGAAAUAUUACUCAAAGAUAUUAAAUAAACCCAAACUAAAGAAAUGACAGCAAAAGUACGAAUUAAUCGCGGAUAGUGUAAAUGAUCAAUCUACGUCUGGUCAAUCUAACGUGAAUCCGAAUAAUCAGCGAGAUUCAACACAUGCGGAAUUAAAAGGCACUAGAGAUCCAACAUUAUGCUCCGCUGCAUGAAAACAUACUCAUGGCGAUUAAAUUGGCAACGCUCCUUCGAAAUCUUCGGUUCUUCUCUCGUACCCCCGUAAGCAUAACCAUAGCCGAAGGCCCAGUGGCCGGUCACGCCUUUUCUCAUCCCGGGAAUACAUGGCCCUGACCACCAAUCGUAUUUCUUUGAGCGAGGUUGAAUCGUGACCCAUUCAUAAUUAAACGAUUAUCCAACCGACGCGAGGCCAUCGCCGCAACUAUCCUGAGCUAUCGACACUGAUCGAUGUUCGUUUUCUUGCGAUCAACUAUCAGACGCGAUCGUGAAAGCUCACCCAAAGCGUGUUCUGACGGCGGCUGGUCGGGUAUCUUGGUGACGACCUUGCAAAAGUAUCAGAUCUCAUCUCGGGAUGAUCUACUUAAGAAACAAAGUACUCUUCUCGAUUGUAUCGCGUGCAAAUUAAUGGAGUAAUCGUUCGAACAAUCGCCCCGAAAAGUCGUUGUGCCUGAAAAAGGAAGAAAAAGAUGUUAUCCGAUAUGGCAACACUUCGAACACUGUCCAUCGAAAGUCUUCCGAUCUGCUUUUGCGUAUCUUAAAAGGGACUCGAAGAGAUCAACAUGGAUGAUAACAAAUUGCAAGUAGACGAUGACAGCCAGCACAGCCGAAGGCCCAGUAGCUGGGGCGCCUUUCUUCAUCCAGAUGAUAAUAGCCCAGUCGAGCAUCAGUUCAACGACGAAAAAUCAAGCGGUUCGGGAAACACCACCUCUCGUGCGUCUUCAGCAAAGUCGACAUCGACGAAGAACGGGUCAAAAUCGCCGGAAUAUAACUGCUCCCUCUAUUCGAAUAGGGAGAUCGUUUAUGAGCUCGACAAAAACGGAGGAACGCCAGCAAGUGUCAAGAGGAAAUUGUCGAGAGCCAGCGUGAUCCAUCCAUCCGGAACGACUCUGAUCGCGCAGGAUGCCUUCGGUCCUAAACUCACGGCACCCGCUACCCCGGAAGUCAACCCCUCGUUACCGGAUACGCCAGUAUCGCUGGAUUUUGCCGAGACCAUCGGGAAUUCAUUGCCGGCGAAGGAAACGGAAACAGGAAUCGAUUCCGAGACACUUUAUUUUCGCGACGGUCAUCGAAGAAUCGAUAUGGUAUUGGUCUACCAGGAAGAAAACGAAGGAGUCAUGACCGAAAUAGAAGCUCGUCGGAGAGAACAGAGGCGGGUCUUUCAACAGAAUCUUUUAAAAGAGGGUCUGCAACUGGAGCUGGAGCCGAAGGAGAAUUCAUUUGAUGGAAAAACAUAUUUCCUAAAAUUACAUAUACCUUGGAAAAUAAAGGUGCAAUACGCGGAAGUAAUGGGUCUGAAACUACCCACAAAAAGAUUCAAGACCAUCCCUAUGAAGACUUGGGGUACAGGUGCCAAAGAAACAUCAAAGUUCUUGGAGAGAUGGAGACUAUGGGUCCAAUGGAUACGUACAAUACAUACUUGGGACACGACAAAGUAUCCUGAGGAACCGUACUUUUACGACUAUAUCGAUUCCGGCGAUCUCGAAGAGAAGUUUAUCGUAAAGGAGAGAGAUAAUGCUUAUACGCCUGCUCAAAGAUCAUUAAUAGUGAUGCAAAUAUUGUUGCGAACAAGAUAUGACGAGAACCACGAGAAAUCUGGUAUUCGCAGACUUCUAGCAGAUGGAACGUAUCUCGAUUGCUUUUCAUUGCAUGAGGGUCCGUACAAUAAAUCUAUGGGCAAUGGAGAAAUUCUCGAUAGAUAUCUGUUAUAUUUGAUAUGGGCAAGACCCUCGCAAUGGUACAAGAAACAACCGUUAUGGUUAAUAAGACGAUAUUUUGGCGAGAAAGUUGCUCUUUACUUCGCGUGGCUAGGAUUUUAUACGAAAUGCUUAUAUGCGCCGGCAGUGGUGGGACUUUUGUGCUUCUUUUAUGGUCUUGGGAGCAUGGAGGGCAAGGACAACGUACCCAGCAAGGAGAUUUGCGACUUUAAUAUAGCUGGAAAUAUCACUCUAUGUCCUCUUUGUGAUAAAGUGUGUACCUAUCAGAAACUCGGCGAUUCCUGUAUAUUUUCGAAAUUGACUUAUCUAUUCGAUAAUCCCGCGACUGUCUUCUUCGCCAUUUUUAUGUCUUUCUGGGCUACUACGUUUCUCGAGCUUUGGAAACGACGACAAGCCGUGAUUGUUUGGGAGUGGGAUCUCCAAAAUGCCGAUUACGACGAAGAGCCCAGGCCCGAAUUCGAGGCGUCCGUUAAAACGUUCCGUAUAAAUCCCGUAACAAAGGAGAGGGAACCAUAUUUACCCGCUUGGUCUAAAGCCAUACGAUGUUUGGCCACAGGCUCGAUGGUAUUUUUCAUGAUAUGCGUGGUCCUCGGGGCGGUCUUGGGGACAAUCGUGUAUCGCAUCUCGCUGGUCGCCGUCUUUUACGGCGGCGGUGGUUCUUUCUUAAAAAGACACGCAAAGAUAUUCACCUCCAUGACCGCCGCCCUCAUUAAUCUGGUGAUAAUAAUGAUACUUACACGGAUAUAUCAUCGAUUGGCAGGAUGGAUGGUCAAUCUGGAGAAUCCAAGAACGCAAACGGAAUACGAAGCCAGCUAUACGUUCAAAAUUUUUCUAUUCGAAUUCGUCAAUUUCUAUUCCUCCUUGAUUUACAUCGCUUUUUUCAAAGGAAGAUUUUUCGUCCAUCCUGGCGACGCGGACGCAAGAUCCUCGGAAUUUUAUCGCAUCAAGACAGAUGUAUGCGAUCCCGCUGGUUGCCUCUCAGAGGUCUGUAUUCAACUUGCGAUUAUAAUGGUCGGUAAGCAAUGCUUUAAUAAUUUUGUCGAGAUUCUAUCGCCGAAAUUGUGGAACUGGUGGCGCAAGAGAACACAAGUGGCGGCGACAAAGAAUCACGAUAGAAGAUAUACAUGUUGGGAGAAAGAUUAUCAGCUUCAAGAUCCGGGAAGACUAGCUUUGUUCGAUGAAUAUUUAGAAAUGAUUUUGCAGUACGGAUUUGUAACGUUGUUCGUAGCGGCAUUUCCGUUGGCACCGCUAUUCGCUUUAUUAAAUAAUAUCGCCGAGAUAAGACUGGAUGCGUAUAAAAUGGUGAAGGAGGCCCGACGACCGUUGGCUGAGCGAGUAGAGGAUAUCGGCGCCUGGUUCGGCAUUCUCAGGGGUGUUACUUAUGUAGCAGUCGUAUCAAAUGCUUUUGUUAUCGCGUAUACCUCCGAUUUCAUUCCACGAAGUGUGUACGCAUUUGUUUACUCUCCCACUGAAGAUCUAAUGGGUUAUAUCGAUAGCUCUCUAUCAGAAUUCAAAACUUCCCAUUAUCGCGAGGAUAUGAAAAGCGACGUAGAAGACGAACAUCCGGAGACAUGUCAAUACAGAGGCUACAGAAAUGGUCCGGAUGAUCCCGAAGAACCGUACGGUCUUAGUCCGCAAUAUUGGCACGUCUUCGCCGCACGUUUGGCCUUCGUCGUUGUUUUUGAGCAUGUUGUUUUCGCACUUACCGGUAUUAUGAGCUAUGUUAUACCGGCCGUACCGCAUUCUCUGGCGACUCAACUACAACGCGAACGAUUGAUCGCACAAGAGGAAAAGUACGAAAAAGAGAUAAAGGGAAAGGAAGACGAAGAUGAUUUGAUUUCGGUUUUGAGAGAAGCUGGUAGCAUUGGUAGAGGAAGCUGGGCUAGACGAUUUAGCAAACUGAGCGACGUUCUAGAUGUUCACGGUGACGUUAAGCACAGUAGGCGCAGCGAUAGCUCCACAGUAUGGGAAGUCCCAAAGUGAUAAUCGGGAAGAGGAGAGGAGCAUUAACUCUAUCACAUACAUUCCAUUCAUAAUACUUGAUUAUAUGUAAAAAUAAUAAGGAAAAAAUGAAGCCAAAUAUGCUAUAUUCUCUUUAUUCCCAGAUAGUUUAUAACUCAAGUUCCAUAUAAUAAAUUGACAUGUUUUCAAUUCUCAUCUCUAGUUAUUACGAUGCGCAUUUUUUAAUACGUAAGAAUAAGGUAAAAGUUACCAUGAAAUGUUUCAAUAUAUUUUUUUUAUUUUAUAUAAUACCAUAUUUUUUUCUAAAAAUGGUAAAACUCCCGUUUAGGGGAGGCACCUCCAAUGAUCUUAUCCUUGACAUAUGUUGUCAAGGUCAUGAUCCUGAAUAAUAUCCAAGAAGUUUUAGUUGUCGCUUGUUGUUUAUUAAAAUUUAUUAACAAUUAAAUUGUAUGAUAAGAACAAAUAUUAAAUGCGAUAAUCUAAACUUCUCCGAGAUUUGAAGAACCAUUAAUUUUAUAGUAAUUGUAUAUUUAAGUAUUUAAGUAAAUGCGUAGGCGAGGAAGAGGGGCUUCGCGCCUCUACCCCUCUAAAAACUAACCAAACCCAAAUCUAAUUUUCAUUCAAGAAAUAAAAAUAUAUCACAGAUGUCUAUACUAAACUAGAUUGCUAACUGGGUCUUCGGACUUGUGUCGCAUGAGGUUUCCGGUUGUAUGAGAGAAAAUGGCAGCAGUCCUGUGUGUGUGAAGCGUGUCAUUUGUGUGAGUCGUACUUACAGCGUCGGUGUGUGUCGGUCAAUUAAUCAAAAUAGUUAAAUGCAGUGCUUGUAUGGAUAAUAUUAUUCAGAAAGUUUCUGAUAAAAAAAUUAAUUAGCAGCAUAUACAAUACUAAUCAAUUUAAAAAAUAAUAGAGGAUUAGUAUAUACGUCACAUGAUGUUCAUAACAAGAAAAUCGAGCGGCGGCGACCAUUUUUUCUCAUACACCGGAAAUCUUAUCGGACACAAGCCGUCCUAUUCCAAUGGUGACACAUUAGCAAUCUAGUUUAAUAUACAUAUCUCUGUCAUAUAUACAGAGUGAGUCUUUUUAAUCUUAACAGGCAAAUAUCUUAAAACCUGUAAAUUUUAGAAGGAAACUUUUAUUUAUUUUAAUUUUAUUUUAUUUUAAACUAACUAAUAUUCCUAUCUCUUUUCCCUCUCAGAACCAAACAACUUUUGUCUAAAAAGUUUCCUUCUACAACUUACAGGUUUUGAGAUAUUUGCCUAUUAAUAUUAAAAAGACUCACCCUGUAUAUAUACAGGCUGUAAAUGAAUACCUGUUACAAACUUGUAGGGUAUGUAGAGGGUUCAAAGUAGAUCGACUUUUAAUAAGGAACUCAUGUCCGGAAACGCACCGUUUGCGAACUGCAGACUGGAACUGUUGGUAUGUUCAGU
Molecule: messenger RNA, 5433 nt
Organism: Formica exsecta
Lineage: Eukaryota; Metazoa; Arthropoda; Insecta; Hymenoptera; Formicidae
Product: anoctamin-4
Exons: 15
Coding region: 890-4027 (1045 amino acids)
Biological process (GO): chloride transmembrane transport
Cellular component (GO): plasma membrane
Molecular function (GO): protein dimerization activity; chloride channel activity
Source: RefSeq, a predicted model, not a curated record